This is a messenger RNA of Botrytis byssoidea, 1344 nucleotides long. RefSeq lists its product as uncharacterized. The record is from RefSeq and is a predicted model, not a curated record. Lineage: Eukaryota; Fungi; Ascomycota; Leotiomycetes; Helotiales; Sclerotiniaceae. The transcript has 4 exons. Bases 1 to 1344 code for a protein of 447 amino acids.
AUGGAGUUGUUGAAUGACACUUAUAAUGCGAGCUGUACAGACGGAAAGGUAUCGGUGCGAUCAGCUCCCAAAUCAGGACCCAGAAAGGAGAUCGAGAUCAGGCAUGAGCAUGACGAGUCUGCGGAAGUCUCAUCACUCAAACGGAAAGCAGAGCGUGAAAUUAUGGAAGUCACUGUGAUCACAUCGAUUCCCUCGACAUCCACGCAAGCUUCGACUAGCUCAUUGAUAACAUCGCCCCCUUCAUUGUUCAACCGGGCUGCUCUUGCAGAACCUCAGGCCGGACUUGACUGCAAUUCUCAGAUCGAGCAGUUCAAAUCUCAAGCUUCACAGCAGAACUCUCAACAGCUAUCCCAAGCAACACAACAAUUUUCGCAACAGGUUUCACAGAUAUCACAAAAGGCUUCGCAAUCUGUUAGCCAAGCCCUCGCUGUCCAAACCUCUGCUCAGAUUGCUCAGUCUUCAGCACAAGCUGCUCGAUCCUCGGCCCAAGCUGCUGCCGACGUAGCCAAUUCUUCUUUGUCUUCCAUUAAAAUAUCAGCAUCAUCAGCAGUGGCUGCGGCAUCAGCGAGCGCUUCUAGUGCGGCUAUGAGUGCGGCUAUGAGCGCUUCUGCAUUUGUGUUUUCGGCUCUUUUGUCAGCCAGUUCUUCUGCUUCCGUGGCUAUUUCUUCAGCGGAUGCUUCUGCUAGUGCCGCCAGGGCUACUGCCACAUUUGCGAUUGCACAGGCUCAAGCUACAAUCUCAUUAACUAACUCACAAGCUUCGGCGUCAGUACGAUCAUCACAAGUCCAAGCCAUCACAGCAACACAGGCUGCAAUCGCAAUUGUGGGCUCCAUAAUCGGCUCCUCACUUUUAUCCAUCCUCUUAUAUUUCCUCCUAUCCAGAUACAGAAAACGCAAACAAAACGAAGUCGAAAAUGACAAUUUCCCGGUGAAAAAUUACAAAGAACCAUUAACCCUUCCAAUCUCAGAGCGGAAACCCAUAAGAAUAUCAUACAUCAUACCAACUCCUCCUCCCGAUGCCCGAUUUCCGGAAGGAGGUCCUUUCAGUCUGGACAAAUUCUGGUCGAUGCGAAGGUCGAGAACGAUGAAGAAUGCGGAUGAGAGGUCAAUGGAUGUUCCGUUGGCUUUUGCAGGAGAACCGGAACAAUCAGCUUCGGAAUCAACUCCGAGACCGAGUCUUGGGGGUGCGAAGAGGGCAUUGGUUUAUGAUGCGGAUUUUCCGGAUCAACCACCGAAAUUUGAUGAUGGAGAAGAACUGGGCGAUUUUGGGGGUGGGGAGAAGAAAGGUGGGCUAGUAGGGCUGGGCGGCGUGGGUAAGAAGGCUUCGAUUGGAAAAGCUUUUUGA